Octopus bimaculoides (California two-spot octopus) is the source of this 920-nucleotide messenger RNA. RefSeq lists its product as uncharacterized. NCBI's taxonomy places the organism in Eukaryota, Metazoa, Mollusca, Cephalopoda, Octopoda, Octopodidae. The record is from RefSeq and is a predicted model, not a curated record.
CGGAUAAAAAUAACGUCCAGUUUCAUUACAGAAAACAUACGCGAUACUGAAGGCAAACAUGAAGUUCAUAGUUGCGCUGUUACUGUUGUCGUCCUUUGCCUAUUCAAAUGCUUCGUCUGCAGGUCUCAGCACGACUGGUGCUGUGGUUGCCCUGGCUCGUAAAAUGAUAGAAUUAUCAAAAACAGAAGAUGUAGAGGACAUGGAAAUGGUUCCUUACCACUGUAGCCUGGCAGCUAGUUAUGGACAGCUUAAUAACGAAACCAUAAAAAAUAUGGACAGAAAUUUACUGAUCGCCAUAGCUGGAAUCAACAAACGCAUACAAACUGUGAGAGAAAACAUGGGCAACAGAAUAAUUACUUUCAAAGAUUACGUCUCUCUCAUGAAUCAAAAUGUCCUUCUGAUUCCUGACAAUUCCACUGAAAUUUUCAGAGAGAAAUACCUAGGCUACAGUGACUACCGUCUAGCUACCAGUGACAAGCAGGAAGGAAUUGUAGAAGAAGUUUCUGACUGGUUUGCAAAUGAACUUAUUGAUGACCCAGACGUAUUAGCUGACACGAAGAUCGAAAUUCUUGACUAUGCAAAUAUCGUAGCAUCUACUGGCGCAAAGAUCAAAGGCUUUCGUAGUGUCCUUCUCCGAAAUCAUUACGUUGAACGCAGUGUCGUUGAUAUGGGUGUCCUUCGUUACCCUGAUUUAAAUAAGCCCUACUUCAAGUUAUUCCGUAUCCAGUUGUUUGCUUACAGAAAGUCUAAGGCGGUGUUAUUUAUGCAAAAGGAUGAAAGCGGAAUCAGGGGACAAUAUCAAUCAAUGAUCUUCGUACCUAAUGAAUCAAUUAUUGCGAAAUUACAACAAUCAACCAAAACUAGAGCAACAAACGAAGCUUUGAAAAUGUUUAAUGAAUAAAACUAUAUAUCAUACACCA